AUGCAGUCCCGGCCGAUGACACUGACGCUCUGCUUACGAUUUAUAUGGUGGUGCGGUUGCUGUGUCAGCGUCGCUUUGACCACAGAGUCACCUGUCACUGAAAGCGACGUACUAUUGACCACCCCUGCAAAAAGCAGCUUACAGGAUGUACCCACAACUACCUCUGCCCAACCGACCACAGAAUCCAGGUUACCAAGCACAGAGAAAAAAUCCACUACCACGGAUGUGCUUAUCAAGAAUGACACCAAUGAUACACCUCCACCAGAAACUACAGUGGCCACAGUGGCAACGACGACCACGACCCCGGCGCCGAAGCUCUCUAAUGUCUCUGCACCGUGCUCGGAGAGGCUAGGGACAUUCAUGGGCCGCGUUCUACGUGGCUUUCCUUCAAGGCUGCCCGAGCUCUGGGAGUUCCGCCGCCGCCGAUUUCUGCGGGCAGCAGUUGUCGGUGGCCUACCGCAACUGGGAGUGGAACGAAUGCAGGUAAACUGCAAUUUAAGCUCGGCGCACACCACGUGGGACGUGAAGCUUCGAGCACAGCUCGAUGGAAUCUGCAACCUCGGAAUCACGGGCCUGCCACGCAUGUACCUACGCUUCACGGGACCCGUGGUAGCGAAGGCGCGCUUCGCGGCCCCGCUAUCGGACGACUCCAAGCCUACACUAGAAGAUCUCCAGAUCCUCUCUGCAGAUGUACAGGAAAUCCACUACCAGAGCGUAUUGGGCUUCGAACAGCCGUUUGUGGAACGGGCCUCAAAGUACCUCCUCCAGAGGGCGCUUCGAGAGGAAGUACUCGGGCCUCUUCGAGAAGCCAUCAAGGCUGAGAUCGAAAACCCGAGCCCCGAGCCACCAACCACAACGGAUGAUAUCGACUUACCUUGAGAGCCAUACUUCGUCAUAGUCUAUGCCAUAAAACCAAUAAAUUAUUUAUUUUCUAUUUAA
Messenger RNA from Rhipicephalus microplus (southern cattle tick), 939 nucleotides. RefSeq lists its product as uncharacterized. The record is from RefSeq and is a predicted model, not a curated record. NCBI's taxonomy places the organism in Eukaryota, Metazoa, Arthropoda, Arachnida, Ixodida, Ixodidae.